Molecule: messenger RNA, 1830 nt
Organism: Sclerotinia borealis F-4128
Lineage: Eukaryota; Fungi; Ascomycota; Leotiomycetes; Helotiales; Sclerotiniaceae
Source: the annotation of a GenBank genome assembly
AUGGCACGAAAACCAUCGCCAAACCCCUCCAAAACAUCGCAACCAACAAUUAUAAACGAUGAACAUUUACAAUCGUUUACUCAAGAUAACUUUGAGAACGAACUCAAAGCUUUAGCAUCAAAAGCCCAAGAAGAGACCACAACCAGAUUUCUCUUAUCUCAACUUUGGGUCUUGGCUCAAUCAGCUACCCUCCUCUCACUUGCCGCGAUAUAUUCAAAUGUUUCUCAACUCACACUAUCUCCAGUCUAUGGAUCAUAUCCAGCUGGAAUAUGGCAUUCAAAAGGAGUCAUGACGGCCUGCUUCUUAGGGUGGUCGUCAAAUCUAUUCAUCAGACGUUAUAUUCCAAUCAGGAAACCCGUUCAACUUCUCCCCAUCAUUGCGGCCUAUAUCCCAAUGGCCCAAUAUUUCCUCUUCAAAUUAAGUGGUUAUAUGGGAGCUAACCUUGGACCUCCUAUUACGGAAGGGCUGACAUUUCUUCCUUUACUCAUCCUUUCCGUCUCGUGUACUGCCACUACAUUUGACGGUUUAGAACUCACAUCUGGUCGAUGGCCUUGGAUAUCCGAUGCUGCACCCGGUAUAAUAUCAUAUGCUUUCUUCAAGACCGUGGAGUAUGUAUCCGCAAACCAGAUUUCUCGAUACGUAGGCCAAUCCAUCAUCUUCACACGUCUUGGAAUGCAAAUUGUACUCCAAGUUCUGUAUUCCGCUUUUGCACCUUCGAAACUCCUCCUUUGGAUACUACCAGCAGUAUUCCACACGGCACUAUUCAAUGUACAUGUUCCAACGCCUUAUGCUAUAGGCCAGCUUAAUAGUACAAUGAAUGCUCAAGGCUGGUCUAUUCUCGAACGAAAAGAAUCUCUCACUGGAUAUGUUUCCGUUAUUGAAAGUUUGACCAUGGGUAAUGGGUUCCGCGCUAUGCGCUGUGAUCAUAGUCUCUUGGGAGGAGAAUGGUUGGUCAAUGGGAAGAAGGCUAAAGGGCUUGCUGAGCCUAUUUAUGGAAUCUUUGUAAUGCUGGAGGCAAUACGUUUGAUUGAAGUAGAAAAGCCGAUCAAGGACGAGGAUGCUAGUGCUUUGGUCAUUGGUCUCGGUAUUGGUACCACGCCGGCUGCUCUGAUAUCCCAUGGAAUCCAUACUACUUUGGUAGAGAUCGAUCCCGUUGUGGUAGAUUUUGCUCAGAAGUAUUUCUCUCUUCCUGAGCCUCAAGAAACUAUCAUCGAUGAUGCUGUAUCCGUUGCAUCGAAUUUCGCUGCCCAGGGAAAGAAGUUCAAUUACAUCGUGCAUGAUGUAUUUACAGGUGGAGCUGAGCCCGUCGAAUUGUUCACAUAUGAGUUCUUGAAGGAUCUUCAUGAUGUCUUGGAACCUGGCGGUGUCAUUGCUAUUAACUAUGCUGGAGACUUCCUUCUUCCCCCUUUCCUAAUAAUUCACCGGACCAUCCGCUCCCUCUUUCCUACCUGUCGUAUCUACCGCGAAGCAGAAGCCCCAACAGAUCAACACAUUGCCGAGACCGGACAAGAUUUCGCCAAUAUGGUUAUCUUCUGCACCAAAUCUCUUUCUGAAAUUCCCUCCUCUUCUCUUUCUCCAACGAUCAAGUUCCGCAAGCCCGUAGAGAAAGACUUCUUGAAGAGUAACGCGAGAAGAGCAUUCCUAUUGCCAAAGUGGGAAAUAGAAGAUGAAGAAUUAAGAAGGGGGGAGGAGAAGGGCGAAGAAGAGUUUGCUGGAGUACUGAGGAGGAAUGAGACGGGAAGGUUGGCGGAGUGGCAGGUUAAGAGUGCGAAGGGGCAUUGGGGGGUUAUGAGGGGGGUGUUGCCUGGGGGUGUUUGGAUUGAUUGGUAG